This is a messenger RNA of Odobenus rosmarus divergens (Pacific walrus), 1021 nucleotides long. RefSeq names its product G protein-coupled receptor 146 (gene GPR146). The record is from RefSeq and is a predicted model, not a curated record. Gene Ontology annotation, biological process: G protein-coupled receptor signaling pathway. Gene Ontology annotation, cellular component: membrane. Gene Ontology annotation, molecular function: G protein-coupled receptor activity. NCBI's taxonomy places the organism in Eukaryota, Metazoa, Chordata, Mammalia, Carnivora, Odobenidae. The transcript has a single exon. The coding region runs from base 20 to 1021 and encodes 333 amino acids.
CACUGCCGCCGCCGCCGCCAUGUGGAGCUGUGGCCCGCUCAACGGCACGGGCAGCGUGGAGGACCAACUCCUCUGCCAGCACUUCUACGUGGUCCUGUCCGUGUUCUCUCUGCUCUACUUGGUCAUCGGCGUCCCCGUCGGCCUGGGCUACAACGCCCUGCUCGUCCUGGUCAACCUGUACGACCAGAGCAGCAUGACCAUGCCCGACGUCUACUUCGUGAACAUGGCCGUGGCAGGCCUGGUGCUCAGCGUCCUGGCACCCGUGCACCUGCUGGGCCCCAGCGCCUCCGGGUGGGCCCUGUGGGGCUUCAGCAGCGAGGCCCACAUCACACUGCUGGUGCUGUUCAACGUCUCCUCCCUGGUGACCAUGUACUCCACAGCCCUGCUCAGCCUCGACUACUACAUCGAGCAGGCUCUGCCACGCACCUACAUGUCCAGCGUCUAUAACACCAGGCACGUGUGCGGCUUUGUCUGGGGCGGGGCCCUGCUCACCAGCUUCUCCUCCCUGCUGUUCUACAUCUGCAGCCACGUGGCGGCCAGGAUCGUCGAGUGCUCCAAGAUGCAGGACACAGAGGCUGCUGACGCCAUCAUGGUGUUCAUUGGGUAUCUGGUCCCCACCCUGGCCGUGCUCUAUGCGCUUGCGCUCAUCUCAAGGAUCCGGAAGGAAGACACGCCCCUUGACCAGGAUGCGGGGAGGCUGGACCCCUCAGUGCACAGGCUUCUGGUGGCCACCGUGUGCACGCAGUUUGGGCUCUGGACGCCUCACUACCUGACCCUCCUGGGGCACACGUUGCUCGCCUUGCGGGGGAAGCCCAUGGAUGGGCACCACCUGGGGAUUCUGCUCUUUGCUAAGGACUUGUCGAGAUUCCUGGCCUUCUCCAGCAGCUCCGUGAUGCCACUUCUUUACCGCUACAUCAACAGAAACUUCCCCAGCAAACUCCGGCGGCUGAUCAAGAAAAUGCACUGUGGGCACCAGAGCUGCUCCCCAGACCAAGUGGCGGUCCAGCAGGUGGUGGCAUAG